AUGAACAUGAACGGGUUCUCCAACGAAGACACCAGUAAAGAGGCUGAUUUCAAAGAAAGAGGAGACGAUCUCAUGGAAACGAAGAAAAAUUUUAGAGAAGAGCAAGUAAUAGAUCUUACAGGUCUUCCUGAUCUCGAGGAAUGUAGCGAUGAUUGUGCUGAAGACGAUGGAUUCAUUUUGAUUAGCGACGAUGAUGAUGGUUCUGUAGCUAAAACUGAGUGUAAAUCGGGCGAAAACAAUGUCUCAGACAAGAAGAUCAUCGAAAAUCUAGCGGAGCGCAACGAAGAUGACGACGAAGAACAACUAGUAGAAUCAGACGAGGAAUACGAAAUCAUCACAAGUCAAUGCGAGAGAAUAAUUUUGCCUGACCACUUUACUCAUCCGAUUCUCAACGCCGAAGGAGAACAUAUUUUAACUGUGACCGAAAGUGAAAUUUAUCUCCCCGAAGAUAUCUUUCAUUAA
Oikopleura dioica is the source of this 462-nucleotide messenger RNA. The record is from the annotation of a GenBank genome assembly. NCBI's taxonomy places the organism in Eukaryota, Metazoa, Chordata, Appendicularia, Copelata, Oikopleuridae.